UGCAGCCGGCACAUACCGACGGUGUGUAGGUGCCUUGCAAUGCCGCUGCCAGAGCACGGGGCCAGUCUGCUCAGAGCAGGCAGAAACAGCACACGUUUUCCACGGGCUGGGGCCUUAUUCUUCACUCCUCAGUAAUUUUCGGCAGGAUCUUCCCUUCCUCUCCUACCGGAUCUCCUGUAAUUAACCAGCUACUCUGCAGUGUUAGGCUAAUGUCCUACGCUAAACAGCUGGAGACAGAGUACAAAGGCCAAUUUUUCUGUCCAAAGCAGCGGUGUUUCCUAAUGCACCGACUCCCAACAGCAAGGACGCCCCUGCGGCGUGCUGAGCAAGGGCCCCGCUCCUUUUGCCUUCAAGAGGCGCCCUGGCAGAGGAGACAGCUGGCAGGAGGCAGCCGACCCAGCCCAGGCCAUGUUGUCCAGGCUGCUCCCCACCACCCCAGCAGCAGCCUUGCUCCGGCGGGAGCCGCAUCGGGCCUCCCAAGCGAACGCCUGGAGCUUCCGCGGGGUUACAGCCGGAUUUCGAGGAGCAGCCGCAUCCAACGGCAGAGGGAGCUCUGGGAGAGGAAGAAGAGCAGAGGAAGCCUGGCAGGAGCAGCCCUGGGGAAGGAGGCAGGCAAGGAGGGGUCUGGCAGGAGUAACCGCGGGCUGCUCUGCUGCACCAGAACAACUGGUGGUUUCUUUGCUCCAUGGGAAAAUAGGAAGACAGAGAGAAGAUGCAGUAUGCAAGAAAUAAAUCAUAUAGUAGUCCCUUACCUCUUUUUUUUUUUUUCUGCUGUUUUUGCCUGGUCUUCCUCAACUUUUUUUUUUAAUGGUCUAGCUGGGUGAGUCCUUAAUCUUCAGCCAUUUGAAUGACUGGAGAUCAGUCAUUUGCAGGCUCUGAGCAUUUUGGUCCCACAUAUGUUCUUUCUUUUUCCUCCUGCUGCUCGGAAAGCUCUGCCCAGCUGUGCACCUCAUUAUGCCCUUGUGGCUAGGCUAUUUUAAGAAAACUUAUUCUAAAUGAAUAACAAAAUCAGCAAGCUCUAACUACGGUAACUGUGGGAUUGGGGAAGUAAAGGUUAAGUGCUAGCACAGGUAUAGCUAAGCACUCUGAAGAUAACUGGCUUGCCAUUUCUCUAAAGACCAUCACUUUCCUAGGUCCAGGUAGGGCACUUAGGUUUCGUGCCAUGCCAUUUGCACAGAGAGCCACAGCCAUUUCACUGAGAAAGCCAACCGAGAGCUGAAGAGGGAAGAAGGGUUUUCAGUCAUGAUUUGAAGAAAGAAAUAACAGACUGAAAUGUCCCAGGGGAGGCAGGGAAAUCAUUCCAGCGAGCUGGGCUGGACAAGCCGUGACAGCUGAGAGCUUCUUUUGGUCAUACCCUGCUAAUUCUGGUUAUGACAGGUUUUAAAUUUUUAUUUCCUACUCAGCCUCCACACUUAGCAUUUAGUAUUUGUGGAAUCCAGGAUGAACAGAAGAAGUACGGAUCACAGAAGUAGUAAAGUGCAAAAUUAAGAAAACAGGAAGAGCUAAGUAGAGGAAAUGGACAAAUUCAGUCAUGGACUGACACCCUCUCCCAGCCCUCUGGCUCUAAAGGUCUGAAGGUACCCAACACCUCAGCUGUGGUAGCCGGGCGCUGCUGGGUUGGGAUCUGGGUAUGAAGGUGCCAUGUUACCAGGCACUGCAUUUGGCUGACACAGUCUCUACCUCGGGCUGACCAAGCAACACACAAUCUUAUUGCUGCUCCUGCCAAAUUAAAGCCCUGCUCAAGCCAGCAGCUGGGGCGAAGGGUAGGGGAUGGUGUUCGCAAGCAGCACCGCUUCCUGCCUUCCCACCAGCCCUCCCGUCCACCUCAGGUGACGCUGCAUGCUUUGUGAAUUUAUCAUCCUUUAUUGAUACGUGCAGAUGGAAACGGAUUGGCCAUCUGUUGGUGGAUCCACUGGAUGAAGAGUGAAACCCCGUGAAAACCACAUCUGUGUAACCAGAAGCAGCCAGCAGAAGUUCUUACAUUGUUCCUGCCAUCACUUGAAAACCUUUGCUGAGCUGCAGCACGACAACAGGCGCUGCUCGCCAUGCACACCAGCACGGCUGCUCCUCAUAUUGCUUCAAAAUACAAAGGAAGCGUCUGUGGCACUUGUCAAAAUGAGAAAGUGACCGUCAGCGCCUGGCUUGGUCAUCCCAUCACCGGAGCCUCCUGGAGCCAGUGCUCAGCCCAGCUGAAGCCAGAGGAGGAGGAGGGAGAAGCACAGCCUGAUCAGGAAUGUUUACCCUUGCAGAAGUUGCAUCGCUCAAUGACAUCCAGCCAACUUACCGUAUCUUGAAACCAUGGUGGGAUGUAUUUAUGGAUUAUCUAGCUGUUGUGAUGUUAAUGGUUGCCAUUUUUGCUGGAACCAUGCAGCUGACCAAAGACCAGGUGGUCUGCUUGCCAGUUUUGCAGUCUACUGUAAAUUCAAAAGCACAACCCAGCACAUCAGGGAAGGCUGACUUUACCACUGUUGAAACAACCACUGGUCAAGGAGAAGAAGCAUCAAUGAGAACGGUUUCCUUUGGAAGUGCCCCUACUGUAACACCUGACAUACCUCUGAGCAGAGCUACCUCUUCUCAGUAUCAACCCACUGAAUCAGGCCAGGAGCUGAAGAAGGAGCGGAAAGAUUCUUCAGGCCGUAAAACAAAUUUGGAUUUUCAGCAAUACGUGUUCAUUAACCAGAUGUGCUAUCAUUUGGCUCUUCCUUGGUAUUCAAAGUAUUUUCCCUAUCUUGUUCUCAUCCAUACUAUCAUUUUAAUAGUCAGUAGCAAUUUUUGGUUCAAGUAUCCCAAGACUUGCUCAAAAAUUGAGCAUUUUGUGUCUAUAUUAGGGAAGUGCUUUGAGUCCCCUUGGACUACAAAAGCAUUGUCUGAAACGGCAUGUGAGGACUCAGAGGAGAACAAACAGAGGUUAACUGGUGCCCAGUCCCUGCCCAAGUAUGUUUCCACUAGCAGUGAUGAAGGAAGCCCAAGUGCCAGCACUCCCAUGAUAACAAAGUCUGGCUUCAAAUUUUCAGCUGACAAGCCGAUGAUCGAGGUUCCCAGCGUCACUAUUUUAGAUAAGAAAGAUGGCGAACAAGCCAAAGCGCUGUUUGAGAAAGUCCGUAAGUUCCGGGCUCACGUGGAGGACAGCGAUCUGAUUUACAAGCUCUACGUUGGCCAGACUGUCAUCAAGACUGUCAAGUUCAUAUUUAUUCUCUGCUAUACUGCAAACUUUGUCAACACCAUUAGUUUUGAACACAUCUGCAAACCGAAAGUGGAACACCUGAUUGGCUACACACAGUUUGAAUGUACGCACAACAUGGCUUACAUGUUGAAGAAGCUGCUUAUCAGCUAUAUUUCCCUCAUUUGUGUCUACGGUUUCAUCUGCCUCUACACGCUUUUCUGGCUGUUCCGAAUACCUUUAAAAGAAUAUUCCUUUGAAAAGGUCAGAGAAGAGAGUAGCUUCAGUGAUAUCCCUGAUGUCAAAAAUGAUUUUGCAUUUCUCCUGCAUAUGGUAGAUCAGUACGACCAGCUGUAUUCUAAGCGAUUUGGUGUCUUUUUGUCAGAGGUAAGUGAGAACAAACUACGGGAAAUUAGUUUAAACCAUGAAUGGACUUUUGAAAAGCUGCGGCAACACGUUUCCCGCAAUGCCCAGGACAAGCAAGAAUUGCAUCUCUUUAUGCUGUCGGGGGUCCCUGAUGCAGUGUUUGAUCUGACGGAUCUGGAGGUGUUGAAGCUGGAGCUGAUUCCUGAAGCGAAAAUCCCAGCGAAAAUUUCCCAGAUGACGAAUCUUCAGGAGCUUCAUCUGUGCCACUGCCCUGCGAAGGUCGAGCAGACUGCCUUCAGCUUCCUCCGGGACCACUUGAGAUGCCUUCAUGUGAAAUUCACAGAUGUUGCAGAAAUUCCUGCGUGGGUGUAUUUGCUCAAAACCCUCCGUGAAUUGUACUUGAUAGGCAAUUUGAACUCUGAAAACAAUAAAAUGAUAGGGCUCGACUCUCUCAGAGAGUUGAGACACCUUAAGAUUCUCCAUGUGAAAAGCAAUUUGACCAAAAUUCCCCCCAAUAUCACAGAUGUGGCGCCACAUCUGACAAAACUAGUCAUUCAUAAUGACGGCACUAAGCUUGUGGUACUCAACAGCCUUAAGAAAAUGACUAAUGUUGCGGAGUUGGAACUGCAGAACUGUGAACUGGAAAGAAUUCCCCACGCCAUCUUCAGCCUCUCUAACUUACAGGAACUGGAUUUAAAGUCAAAUAGCAUACGCACAAUUGAAGAAAUCAUCAGUUUCCAGCACUUAAAAAGAUUGACUUGUUUAAAGCUGUGGCACAAUAAAAUAGUCAACAUUCCUUCCUCCAUUACCCACAUAAAGAAUUUGGAGUCUCUUUAUCUCUCCAAUAACAAACUCGAGUCCUUACCUGCCGCAGUGUUCAGUUUACAGAAACUUAGGUGUUUAGAUGUAAGCUACAACUCAAUCGCAUUGAUUCCAGUGGAAAUAGGUUUGCUUCAAAAUCUGCAGCAUUUUCACAUCACGGGAAACAAAGUCGACGUUUUGCCAAAACAGUUGUUUAAAUGUGUUAAAUUGAGGACUUUGUGUCUGGGACAAAACUGUAUUACCUCAAUCCCAGAUAAAGUUAGUCAACUGUUGCAGCUGACUCAUCUGGAACUGAAGGGAAACUGCUUGGACCGUCUGCCAGCCACACUGGGGCAGUGUCAGCUUCUCAGGAAAAACGGGCUCUUGGUGGAAGAUCACCUCUUUGAUGCUUUGCCCCCAGAAGUUAAAGAGGUGUUGAAUCAAGACACAAGCAUUCCCUUUGCUAACGGGAUUUAGGCUGAGGUGAAAUGCUCUGGUAGCUGACUUCCAAACAGCAAAUGCUAAAAAGUAUGGCAAUUGUGAGACCAUGCGUUUUAGAAAGCAGAAUUCCUUGGAAGGCAGGACUACUAGCAGGAUUAGAAGAGGUGUAACCGAGCGUUCAAUGUUUGCAGUGUUUUAAAAGAUUCUUUCCAAAAUUUUUGAGAGGAUAAAGAACCUUAAUAAUCUCAAUUCUUUUUUCCUUAAAUUGUUUGUAACUUGGAUGCUGCCGCUUUUGAAUGUUUACAAAUUUGCUUGCCUGCUUAAAGUAAAUGAUUAAAUUGAUGACCUUUUCUUACUAUGCAAGUUAUUCUUUAAGGUCUGGAUUUACUUUAGUGCAUUACGGGGGGUGGGGGGGAAAGCAAGGUUAAAUGUUGUAUAUGGUAUGGUUCUAACAGCACUAGAAACACAUGUGGAUGUGUGUUAGCGUUCAGCCAUCCUCAGCAAACGAAACCAGUUUGGCUGUGCUUUGAACUGCACCAGAACCACCAUUUUCCUGCAUUUAAGGUAUGUGGUUUGCAUCAGGCCAAGUGUGUUUGCCUUCAUCCUUCAUCCUCAAGGCCUCAUGGUUUUGGGUGAGACUUUUUCUGUGGUUUAGUGUGCUACUCCUUCACACUGGCAAAGACUGGUCACAUUCCCGCAGCUAGUCUCUCCCCCAGCUUCCUCUGUCCCACGCAGCGGUGGGUGGUAAAAGGGAGAAUACUGCCACUUGGCUUUCAAGUGGGGGAUAUUGGAACUGUUUUGCAAGAUGACUUUGAAAGCCAUUAAACACCAAGUGACUUUACUGCUCAUGUUUUGUUCCUCUUCCCAGUUUUCAUCUGGGAAACUCAAGGCAUUUUACAAGUUGGUGAUUGUUUUGUUUCACAGCCCUUGCUUAGGGACUAUGGUGUCUGCUCCAUUUUCUAGACUAAUGACACAGACAUAAGAGUUAUGAUUUACCCAAAUGUAAUGUAGCUUUAUCGCCUGUUGUGGUGUGUCUUCCACACCUGGACUUUAACCAAAAGACCAUCCUUCUCCCCCACCCCAGUCCAAACAAUUUGAUGUUUUUGAACACUUACGCGCUGUUAGAGAACCCUAACCGUGUGCCAGAUAAAUCAUCAAAUAAAGAAAAAAGCAGACAGUAGUGAGCGUGGGAUUUAUUUUUUUUUUUUGGUGGUGUUUUUUUAACUGAAUUUGCAUUGCCAGAACCAUUAAAGAAAUACAAUCCAUUAAAUCUGCGAAAUCAUCAGUUGUAAAUCUUGGCCAUUUACAUUCCAUAUGUGCAGAAAAGAAGUACUAUGCUGGGAGAUGAUUACAUGAUUACUCAUGGUUUAAACACAAUUCCCUAUUGUAGUGCGGUCAGGACUGAACUAGUCUGUCGUUCAAGGCACUGUUCUCACACAGAAAUCCUCAUGCACAGCGAUUUCUACUGUAACUUCACCAGAGCUGCCCUGACUUACACCACUAUUAAUGAGGGGAUAGUUUAGGCCUAGGGGCAUUGAGCAGUCGGGAACAUUUCAAAUACUGCUCUUACGAAUCUUGCACAUUUUAUUGUUAAUCAUUUACUGUUAGUCGUGCUGGGAGGACUGUUCUCAGCUGUAGGUAGCAGUCUCUGAAUACAUACCUGCACCGUGUGGCAUGUAUUUCAGAAGACCGGUCUAUGAAUAGUGGUUUUCCUGCUUCUUUGGGGGAUAUAGUCUGUUUGCUACUUGCCAGCAGGUAGUAAACUUGGGAUGUUGACAGUUCUGCAACACCAAGUCACAGGUCUGGCAGAAUACUUGCAGUUACUGAUCUGUCCUCCACUGGGAAAUUUAGUGCUAAUCCUCAGAAAAAUUUUUUUAAGUAGAAUUUAAGGCUGCAGCGGAUUUUUUUUUUUUUUUAAGAAACUCCUUCAUGUGUUUAUUUUUUGCACAUAGAUCACUUUAAAAUUGCUGGACUAUUGACUCUUUAGAAAAACUGUGGAAUAUACUAUUGAUGUAUACUUUGUAUUUGCUGUUGAGUGUUAUUUCAGCUUCCAAGAAAUUGUGUGUAGGAGGGAGGAAGAGUUGGAGGAUGACAAAGUAAUUAAAAUAUUUAGAAAAAUAGUUCUAUUUUUCAUCUUUUUUUCUUAUUUUAAUAGUAGAGUCGCACAGAAUGCGGCUGUGGGUUGAUCCAGCUUUUAAAAGCUUUUUUUGGUGUUUCCGAUUCUCCUACUGUCCCUACUGAUGUUCAAAAAAUAAACCCAUGUCCACUUCAUAUGAGUAUGGUAUACAUAAUUUAGACCACUGUUUUGACUAGUUAUUAGCCAAUUGUACUUCUUUAGACGACUUCCUCCAAAAUAAGUAUGUGUUAAAGUUAAUUUCAGGCUUGUGAUGCUUGCUUAGCAUAAACUCCAUUCUUGUUUUUAGGAGAGCUUUCUCAGAGUGGGGAGGAAUUGCCCAUCGUCCCCAUGUCGCCUCCCCCUAAGUCCUUCCUUCUCUUUGUGACUGUUUAUAAUGUUCCUAUUUCCUGUGUGUCAACUGACACAGUCUUGCUUUAAAGUCUUGGAAGUUCAUCUCUUUUCCAUGUAAGGCAUGUGAAGUAUAUUUUGCAUUUCUAUUUGAUUUAAUAAAUAAGAUGUUUAUAUCUUCCUCUAAUCUAUUUUUUUUUAAUGGGGGGAAAAGUGUGUUUGCAUAGUAAAAUCUCUGAUUUCAAGUAUUUUGCACCGAACUUGUUCUGUAAUGCCUAUAAUAAGGAAGAGGUAUGAGUUGCUGUUCUGCGUCCUGUAGGUAUGGUUCCUAACUAGAAUACAGUACUUCAGGAUAAGGUUUUUUCUUUUUUUUUUUUUUCCUAAUUUACGUAAUCUAAAUGACCUGCCACUGUUUUUAUUUGGCUAACGGAGUUUUGCAGAAUAUAUGCAGGGUCCCAGAAGAGAAAUGACUGUAUUCAUUCAAAUGAAAGGAAGUAGGAAAUUGCCCGUUCUGUUUGCUCCUGUCACUGUAACAUAUUUCUGCAAAGAUCCUUUAAUUUCCCAAUAAAUUGGAAGAUGCCUUUUGGAAGAUGCUUCCUGUGAUGCAAGUACAGCUGUGGCUGUCCUGAGCAGCCAUCAGGUCUCUUGGUGCAAGGGAGGUUGCUGACACUCAUGAAAGGCUCUCUGCCGCUAAGUAAAUGGCUUUGCAGUCCUGAGGUGCCCUCCCUGGUAGCAAAUGGGGAAGCCCGGACACUGUAAGUCACGUCUGGUUAUGGGGGAUUCACUUUGU
Molecule: messenger RNA, 8022 nt
Organism: Chroicocephalus ridibundus (black-headed gull)
Lineage: Eukaryota; Metazoa; Chordata; Aves; Charadriiformes; Laridae
Gene: LRRC8D
Product: leucine rich repeat containing 8 VRAC subunit D
Exons: 4
Coding region: 2234-4804 (856 amino acids)
Molecular function (GO): protein binding
Source: RefSeq, a predicted model, not a curated record